UGUGUGUGUGUGUGAGAGAGAGUGUUUUUAUGAAUGAAGUGGUGACUCAGGAUGUGUCAUACCCCCGUCUUUAUAAAGGAAGUUUUAAACAAGCCUAAACAUUUCACUUCGCGAAAAAUUAGACUUACCCUCGCAUCCUUCUCUCACUCUGUCUCUCCCUCCAUACACCUCUCUGACCCUCGCCGUGUAUCUUUCCAUCCUCACUCGCGUUUGUUAAAACUAAACAACUAUUGGGGCUGGACAGAGUCAAGUUUUGCUGCUUUUUUUCUUGUUCUCGCUAAUUCUGCACUUCUGUCAUUCAUUCAUUUUCUUCCUCACCUCACGCUCUUCCUCUGUAAACUACUGUCGCGAGCCGUUCGCGCGGAUACUGAGAGAGAGAGACGAACUUUGGAGCACGUGACAACAUCUGGAGCUUCAUUUAUUUAUUAAUAUCUACACUUUGUUUGUUUGUUUGUUUAUUUAUUUAAUUAUUUCUCUGCGUAUUUAUUUGCAACGUAUCUACUUUUUAAAACAAGGACCUGGACAAAUAUGAAAUUGCUGGGUGACUCCUCCUCAUCGCUGCUCCUCUCGCUGCUGUUGGCUCAACUUCAUCUGUUAGCAUCUGCCUUCCCUGCCCACCCCCGGCGGAUCCAGACUGACUUUGACAAGCUGACCAAUCAGACCAGACACCUUCUGAAGCUGACUCAGGAUCUACUGAAAAACCCAGUGUUUGCCACAGAGAUUGAUCACCACAGGUUCAAGUCUCUUCCAGCAAUCAGCAGCAGAGUCAGUGACCUCACCACUCUGGAGUUCAAGCCUACACUUUCUCAGCUCUAUGUGGACCUAAAGUCCUUUGAGCACCAUUUUGAGUGGCUGAACAGAACAACACGCAAGCAGCAGCACAGCUCAGUACCAAAGCUGACAGACAUGAUCUCCCACAUUAAGAGCCUCAUACACUCCUUACAGCGUCAGAUGACCCGAGCAGAGGCUCCCCGGAUCCCCGUUCCUUCUCCCUCGCUCCCACCUAAUCCCGCUUUUCACUGGGAGGUGGUUCAAUCCUCUCAGGAACUCCUGCAGCAGUUCAGACUCUUCUGUGACUGGGCCUCACGAGUGUUCCUUACCCUCAAAUCCAGAUUACCAGCAUGAGGAACCUCAGAGGCAUCACGCAAAAAACAUCGUGCGGUAAACUGCCUCCUUUUUACACUACAGCAAAAAUGGCCAGAACUCGAUCAUUAUUACAGUCCAGGGAUGGACUGACCAUAGGGAGCACCGGGACUUUUCCCAGUGGGUUGGGUCAACGUAUGGGAUAAUAGUUUUGAUAUUGUCAGGCCGGAACAUCUGAACACAUUUCGACUUGUUCUCUCGUACUCAUUCACAACCUACUCUUGUUCAGUCUCGUUCCACUGCUUUGCACUUCCAAAUCAUAAGAAUGAGAGUAAAUCUCUGCCUAAUACAAUUCUGCAUUUUCAGGCAUGCAUGAUUAUAAAUAUUGCAUAUGAAACCAGGAAGACGACGAUUGAUUUGAUCAACUGAAAUAUAGUGCCAUAGAAUUAUGACCUCUUAAAAAUGUGUUCCAGUCCCAAGGGGUAAAUUGAGUCAUAUAAAGUGGCAGAUUAAACCAUCUGACGCCAUAUUGGACAUUUGAAAAAUCCCUGAAUACUAUGUGUGAUGGGCCGUGUACGUCCAGACUGAUUUGUUUUUAGUCCCAGUCCAUCCCUGUUGCGGUCUGAAGCCUGAUCAGUGAAGGAGUCUGAUCUGAAAAUAACAGUCCACUCCAGUCGACAUCCUGCUUCUGACGCUCCAUUUAACCUUAAACCUUCCUUUGCCUUUUCUUUUUUUUUAUACAAAUUCAUUUUUCAGAACUAUUUGUUAUUUAUGUAUUUAUUUAUUUAUUGACUAGUUAUUUAUUUGAUGAUAUUAUUUAUUUGAUUUCUUGAUAAAUGUGUCAACAUUCUUUCAUUUGCAAGUCAAGAAGUAAAAUGUACUCUCUUUCUUAUUUUCCUUUAUUCAUCAGCUUCUCCUGUACCACACACAAAACCACAUGUAUGACAGUCCAUUUCAUGUCUCUUAUUAAACUGAUUUUAUUUUCAUACAAUUAAAUUUCGUUCUCACUGUUACCUAGGCUACAAUACUCUGCCACUAGAUGUAGCAAUAUUUUGGGAGUGUAAUGUAUGUCAGUGCUGAAUGAGAGAGGACUAGCACUGAUCUGAACUUUGCUUGUCUUUCUUUUUUGUUGUUGUUUUUAUUUUUUGCACAGCAUAUUGGGGUUUAUAUUGUUUUUUAUUGUUAGUUCUGUGAUUCAGAAACACGUUUUGAUAAACCUUAUUUCCAGCAACAUAAGAAAAAGACAACCUAAGCCUUAAAAUACUAUGUAUUGUGAUACUUUGGUACUGUAAAGCUGUACAUACAUGCUGCCGAAUGUAAACUGAUAUACAAUGAGUGUAUACGUAUAAUAUUGUUUUCUAUAAUAUAUAAGUCCAGUGCUCUAUCAAUGUGUUGCAAUAUCAACAUUAUUUUUCCUUUCCGUCCCUCUUUUUUAGGAUUUUGAUACAGUAUUUACUAUUUAUUGAUAUGAUUAUUAUUAUUAUUAUGGUUAUUAUUAAUUAAAAUAAUUGUUCAAAUUAUUUAUUUUUGCGAAUCAGGAGCAAGACUUCUGUUAUGUUUUGUACUUUUAUACUACUCACCACCAAUCAUCAUCUCUGUUUAGGUUGCUUUCUGUGUCUACAUAGACCGAAAGUUGCUACAUGUUUGUGCACUAAGUAUGCAAAAACUGGCUGUGUUCAACUGUGUGCCUUCUGAGAGAA
Messenger RNA from Onychostoma macrolepis, 2783 nucleotides. It is a transcript of the gene il11a, whose product is annotated as interleukin 11a. The transcript has 5 exons. Gene Ontology annotation, molecular function: cytokine activity; growth factor activity. The record is from RefSeq and is a predicted model, not a curated record. Gene Ontology annotation, biological process: positive regulation of cell population proliferation; positive regulation of MAPK cascade. Gene Ontology annotation, cellular component: cytoplasm. Bases 529 to 1125 code for a protein of 198 amino acids. NCBI's taxonomy places the organism in Eukaryota, Metazoa, Chordata, Actinopteri, Cypriniformes, Cyprinidae.